AUGGCCACGAAAAUGGCUAGAGGUUCCUUACUUGUGACAUUUCUCUUACUAAUGUGUUCCAUCUACAGCAGCUGGUCAGUUUCAUUUUCAGUGUUUAUGAGAAAAGAAGAAGCACACCAGGUGCUGAAGAUCCGUAAACGCGCUAACCAGUUCCUGGAGGAAAUUCACCCAGGGAACUUGGAGAGAGAAUGCACUGAGGAAACAUGCUCCUUCGAGGAGGCAAAGGAGAUUUUCCAAUCGCAGGAGAAAACGAUGGAGUUUUGGUUUGUUUACAAAGAUUUAAAUCCCUGCAAAGAAAAUCCCUGUAAGAACGGUGGCGUUUGCAAACUGAAACACUAUGGUUAUUUCUGUAUCUGUCCCCCACUGUUCGGAGGAAAGCAGUGUGAAAUAGAGAAGUUUGAAUGCUGGUACAAGAAUGGCGGCUGCUGGCAGUAUUGCCAAGACACCGCACACUCCCUUCGUGUGGUGUGCUCCUGUGCGGCGGGUUAUGCCCUGGGUGAUGACGGAAAGAGGUGUACGCAAUCAGCUCAGUUUCCCUGUGGGCUGAUUAAAAGAUCCAUGCGUGCUUUGGAGGAAGUUGCCCCUGGGCUCAAUGGGAUGGCGGAGGGGGGAGCCCCCAGGCUCAACGGGAAGGUGAAGAGGGGUGCCCCCGGGCUCAAUGAGUCGGUGGAGGGGGGCACCCCUGGGCUCUAUGAGUCGGUGGAGGGGGGCACUCCUGGGCUCAACUGGAUGGCAGAGGGGGGCGCCGCCCCUGGGCUCAAUGAGUCAGCAGACGGGGGCACCCCUGGGCUCAAUGAAUCAGUGGAGGGGGGCGCCCUCGGGCUCAAUGAGUCAUCAGCGGAGGGGGGCUCCGCCCCUGGGCUCAAUGAGUCAGCAGACGGGGGCACGCCUGGGCUCAAUGAGUCAGCAGAGGGGGAGACCCCCAGGCUCAAUGGGUCGGCAGAGGGUGGCACCUCUGGGCUCAACUGGAUGACAGAGGGGGGCACCCCAAAACUCAAUGAAACAGCAGAGGGGCGCGCCCCUGUGCUCAGUGGGAUGGCAGAGGGGGGCACCCCCGGGCUCAAUGGGUCGGUGGAGGGGGGCGACCCUGAACUCAAUACGUCAGCAGAGGGGCAGAAUGUGCACGACGGCCUCAGUCAGACCGAAGCUGAAGGAAACUUGACAGAUGGAGAUCUACACAGCUGGACAAAUGUCUACCAAACUACAGCGCAUGAUGAUACCAGGAUCACUGGGGGAUCUUUCUGCCAUCGUGGCCACUGUCCCUGGCAGGUACUUAUCCGAAAUAGCAGAGGUUAUGGUUUCUGUGGAGGGAGUUUAAUUAGCAGCCGCUGGGUGGUCACUGCUGCCCACUGCCUUGAGAUUGUUAAACCACAUCAUGUUACUGUAGGAGACUUUGACAAACACCAGAGAGAAGUGAAAGAACAAAAGAUUGAAGUGCAACAGAGCUGGAUACAUCCACACUAUGACUCAGAUAACUAUAACGGUGACAUUGCUUUGCUCUACUUGAGCAGCGAUGUUGUAUUUAAUGAGUAUGCACUCCCCAUUUGCCUUCCCAAUCCUAACCUGGCAACCUUGCUGGCUUCAGAAGGGACUAGGGGGAUGGUGAGUGGAUGGGGUUCCACACAUCACAGGGGUCCUGGAACACGCUUCCUCAUGAAAGUCAAGCUGCCCAUAGUAAGCAUGGAAACCUGUAGGCAGUCAACAGCAAAGCUCAUUACCGAUAACAUGUUCUGUGCAGGCUAUGCUGCCAAAGCCCACGAUGCUUGUAAAGGAGACAGUGGAGGCCCCUUUGCUGUCUCUUACCACGACACUUGGUACCUGCUAGGGAUAGUCAGUUGGGGUGAGGGCUGUGCUGAAGAAAGGAAAUAUGGUGCAUAUACGCGGGUAGCCAACUAUGUACCAUGGAUAAAGGAGGUUGUUGAAAAUCUAGCUGAUGCAGGAGGAUUUUUACCUUCAUUCUAA
This is a messenger RNA of Emys orbicularis (European pond turtle), 1962 nucleotides long. RefSeq names its product coagulation factor IX-like. The record is from RefSeq and is a predicted model, not a curated record. The transcript has 9 exons. Gene Ontology annotation, cellular component: extracellular region. Gene Ontology annotation, molecular function: serine-type endopeptidase activity; calcium ion binding. NCBI's taxonomy places the organism in Eukaryota, Metazoa, Chordata, Testudines, Emydidae. Gene Ontology annotation, biological process: proteolysis. Bases 1 to 1962 code for a protein of 653 amino acids.